This is a messenger RNA of Apis cerana (Asiatic honeybee), 2565 nucleotides long. RefSeq names its product elongation of very long chain fatty acids protein 6. Gene Ontology annotation, molecular function: fatty acid elongase activity. The record is from RefSeq and is a predicted model, not a curated record. NCBI's taxonomy places the organism in Eukaryota, Metazoa, Arthropoda, Insecta, Hymenoptera, Apidae. Gene Ontology annotation, cellular component: endoplasmic reticulum membrane. Gene Ontology annotation, biological process: fatty acid elongation, polyunsaturated fatty acid; very long-chain fatty acid biosynthetic process; fatty acid elongation, saturated fatty acid.
AUCAUAAGAUCUUCAGAAUAUAAAAACAGAACUACAAGAAUUAUCAUAACAUCAAGAACCACAAUUUCUUGAAGUACGAAAUUUAGUGACAGUGGACCAUCAUCGGCAUAUAGAUUUUUCCCUUAAUCAUCUAGUGAAUCGAACUUAUUAACUGUCAGCACUUGGACUUUGCCUCUGAUCUAGUGAAUCGAACUUAAUAACAACGGACUUCAUAAUAAUUAUUAUUAUAUAUAUAACUCCAGGAAAUUGGAGCUAACAGACAUAUAUACCAUUUAUUUACAUCCAUAGAUUAAUUGACUAAUUAAUAGCAAAAAAGUAUAUCAAAAUGAAGAAUCUAUCUUAUACUGAAGUAGUUACUACACCUAAUUAUUCGUAUGUUUUUAACUUCGAAAAAAAUUUCGUUCAUAUGGAAAACAGAACAUGGAUACAAAAUAACUUGACAAAUAGUUAUUAUUAUUGUAUUAUUUACGUUAUCGUAAUCUUUAGUGGAAAAUAUUACAUGUCAAAGAGAUCAAGAUUUAAUCUCAGAGGGCCACUUAUACUAUGGAGUUCAUUACUUUCAUUAUUCUCUAUUAUUGGAAUAUUUAGAACAUUACCAGAAAUGAUUCAUACAUUAACGCAUCACGGUUUUUAUCAUAGUGUUUGUAUACCUAGCUUUAUUGAACAGGAUGUGGUAUGUGGUUUUUGGUCAUGGAUGUUUGCUCUAUCCAAACUUCUGGAAUUUGGCGACACAAUGUUUAUAAUAUUACGAAAGCAAAAAUUAAUUUUUCUACAUUGGUACCAUCAUAUAACAGUUCUUCUUUACUCUUGGUUCUCAUAUUCAGAACAUGCUGCAUCUGCGAGAUGGUUUAUGGUGUUAAAUUAUUUUGUGCAUUCCAUAAUGUAUAGUUAUUAUGCUCUGAAAGCAAUGAGAUACAAAAUACCAAAAUUCAUUUCAAUAUUAAUUACAAUUCUACAGAUAGUACAAAUGAUUAUAGGUUGCAUUAUAAAUAUUGUGGUUUAUCAAUAUUUGAAAAACGAGAAAGAAUGUAACGUCUCGCAUAAAAACAUUAUAUUUGGUUUGUUUAUAUACUUUACCUAUUUUAUUCUCUUUUGUAAAUUCUUUUACGAAUCUUAUAUUAAUAAGAACAAUAAAUUUAAAGAGAAAAUUACAAAAAAAGAAAAAGAGAAUCAUAACAAGUUCAAAACUAAUUAAAAAUACAAGAAACAUAUCAAAUUUUGUAGAAAUUAUUUUAUCAUUUCUCGAUAUCGAUUUAAAAAUUUUUUAAUAAUGAAAUUACAUUUGUAGAAAUAAUUUUUGAAAUUUUAUUUAAAAAUUUUUAUUAAUCAAAAAAAUUAACUAGUAAAAUUGAUGAAAUGGAAUUACAAAAUAGAAUGAUAAUAUUUGAAAUUUUGCAAUUAUAUAAAUAGUAUAAUAUUUUAUGAUAAAAUUUUAUAAUAUUAAAUAUAUUAAUACUAUUUAUUGUCUUAAUUAAACUUAUAUUUAUUAAUAAUAAAUUAUUAUUAAUAUAUCUAAUAAUAACUUAUUUAAUAACUUCAUCGUUUUUUUUAGAUAAUUAUUAUUAAUUAAUUAUUAUAUAAUUCUAUCAAUUUAUUUAACGUAAAAAUUAUUAUAAAAAAACAACGAAUUUAUAAGGAACUUUUCAUCACUAUAUAAUUUAUAAACAAUUUUUAAACAAUAUUUGUCAGCAAUAUAGUUGUUUUAUUUAAAAUAAAGAAGCAAACAAAAAAACAAAUAAUUAUUUCAAAUUAAUUUGAAAUAAAGAUAUCUUUAAAACUAUUCAAGAUAUAAAUUGUUUUCACAUGAUUCAUUAUUUACUAAGUUUGAUUAUUUUAAAUAAUAACAGAAAACAAAAAUUAAAUAAUAAAGUUUCAUCUAUAUGCAUCUCUUCUAUAUCAAAUCGAUUGUAUAUUAUGUCUGGAAAUUUGUUAAGUGAAAAUAAAAUCGUAUACAAUGCAAAAAAAAAACGAGGAAGAUGGAACAAUACGCGGAAGUAAAUCAAAAAAAUCAAUUUCUGUAGAAAUAUUUUCAUAUACUUUUACCGACUGCAUUAUUUUCUUUAAAACAAAUCGAAAUAAAUAUAAAAAUGAAUUUAUAUGCUCUGUAAAUAGAAAAAAAUGUUUUCAAAUUUUAUGAUAAAAUAUCAAAUAAUAUUUCAAACAAAUAUUUCUUCUGACUAUCAUAGGGAGAUUCAUUUUUAAACGAAAAUAUAGAUAAAUUAAUCAAAAACGCAAAUCAGCAUUUCUAUUUAUAGAUCUUCUAGAAAGAUUCUUCUAGAAAGAAUCUAUAAUUAAAAAUAUAAUUUAAAAAAAUCAUAAUUAUUAUAUGAUAUACUUAUAAUCAUUAUUAGUUUAUUAUAUAUGUAUAUUAUAAAAAUGUAAGACACUUUUUGGGUUUUAGACAUGAAAAUAAUGAAAAAAAUUCAUAUAUACAUAUGCUCAAUUAGAUUUAACUAACGAAUUAUAAGUAUUUUAAAUUCUUAGAUGAAAUAAUACGGUGGAAGAACGAAAAAGUAUUGUAUCAUAAAGUCAUUUUUGUAAUAAAACCUUUCAACAAAAUAUAAA